GCUGUGCAGUUGCUCCGUCAUUCUUUGUGUCUGAUGGCGAGCCGUGGUGCCUGUAAGUGCCACGGUAUUGGACGCGGUUUCUCUUUCUUCCCUGCUUUUUGGCAUCCCUUCAAAAUGUUUCUUCGGAUAAGCAGCAGGUACAGCCUCAGAACACACAAGGAGUGCUUUCUGUGAAGAAUUUUGGCUACAUUAGUUCAGGAAUCUUUAUGAAGCAUUUAACAUUAAAGCAUGGCAGAAAAUAAAGAAAGGAAACCUAAAAAUGCAGAUGUGAGACCCAAAACCAGCCGGAGCAGGAGUGCAGACAGAAAGGACGGAUACGUAUGGAGUGGAAAGAAGCUUUCCUGGACAAAAAAGAAUGAGAACAGUUCUAAUGCUGAGAUGGCAAAUGCCUCAGGAAAACCUACAUUAAGUCUAAGGAAUCAGGAGAGAAAACAGAGCUGUUUCUCAACUGAGAUGGAAUUGGAACAUGUAUGUGGUCACAGGUUCCUAGGCCGUACUUUUAAACAGAAACUGCAGGAUGCGAUGGGACAGUGUUUCCCCAUAAAGAGUUGUAGCACUCGGCAUUCUUCAGGGCUUUCACCAAAGAGAAAAAUACAUAUCAGUGAGCUUAUGUUGGACAAAUGCCCUUUUCCACCACGAUCUGAGCUAGCAUUUCGAUGGCAUUUAAUCAAGCGGCACACUGCCCCUGUCAAACAAAUAUCUGAAAGCUGGCUAAGUAUGGGUUCAUCAAAAGGUGAAAGGAAAGAUGAAGAACUGAAAGAGAUUGAGAGGGCAGGUGAAUCAGACUCCGCUGUGUUGCAGGGAAAUAAUGCUAUUGAUAAUGCUUCCUAUCCAUGUGAUCCUCAAGAGGAAUCUGCCAUAGGUAAGCAGCUAAAGAUCAGCAGAGAGGAAAGUGACAUGGACUCCGAUGAUGAAGUAAUGACACUCUGCACUAGCUCCAGGAAGAGAAACAAACCACGGUGGGAAGCAGAGGAUGACCUGCUGCAGAUGCCACUCAGAUAUCACACCCAGAUUGAUUAUGUUCAUUGUCUUGUUCCUGACCUCCUUCAGAUCAAUAAUAACCCAUGUUACUGGGGAGUGAUGGAUAAAUACGCUGCAGAAGCACUUUUAGAUGGAAAGCCAGAGGGGACUUUUUUAUUACGCGAUUCUGCCCAGGAGGAUUACUUGUUUUCCGUUAGUUUCAGGCGUUAUAGUCGUUCUCUUCAUGCCAGGAUUGAACAAUGGAAUCACAACUUCAGCUUUGAUGCUCAUGAUCCAUGUGUCUUCCAUUCCCCUGACAUUACUGGACUUUUAGAACAUUAUAAAGAUCCAAGCUCUUGUAUGUUCUUUGAGCCACUUCUCUCGACUCCCUUACAUAGAACUUUCCCUUUUUCCCUUCAACAUCUAUGCAGGACAGCUAUUUGUAACACUACAACUUACGAUGGCAUAAAUGCCCUUCCUGUUCCUCCAUCUGUAAAGCUGUAUUUGAAAGAAUAUCAUUAUAAAUCAAAAGUAAGAGUCCUCAGGAUUGAUGUACCAGAUCAACAUGCCUAGAAGGAUAUUCUGGAAGUUUUUUUAUAAUUAUUUUGGGAGAUUUUGUUUCUAUUUCUCUUAUUAACAAAAUUUUCAUGCAAAAAUAUCUACCCACCAUAUUUAACUUUGCCUGAGCCUUAUGUCCAAAUAUAUUUUUAUUUCCUGCCCCAAUGAACAGGUUUCUGUAAAAACACAAAACUGAUACUAACGUUAUAUAAAGCUUUAUGGAAUUUCAAGGAAGCUAUUUUAAAGUUUUUACUCAAGCAUAACUUUUUAGAUAUGAACCUAAGUCAAGGUUCAAAUUUGACUUGCCUUUUAUAAACUAAUUUAUAUGCACUACAGGCAUGCUUGAAAAACUGAAUAUAGUAGUUCUUCCAGAAUUACCAAUUUGUAGCAUUUUUUAAAUCAUUCUGUCCUUGCUAUAAAAGUAAAAUUAAUAAUAUUGUGAUACUCCUACCAUUCUGAAUACUUAUUGUUUUAAAUUUCAUAUAGGUUGCUUAUAUUUUGAGAUUAAAUGUCCCAAUCAUAUGCUAUGUGUCAGAACAUGAUUUGGAGUUGUUAUCAUUUUUAAUAAAUGUUGAAUAUAUA
Messenger RNA from Crotalus tigris (Tiger rattlesnake), 2100 nucleotides. RefSeq names its product suppressor of cytokine signaling 4 (gene SOCS4). NCBI's taxonomy places the organism in Eukaryota, Metazoa, Chordata, Lepidosauria, Squamata, Viperidae. The coding region runs from base 229 to 1533 and encodes 434 amino acids. Gene Ontology annotation, biological process: phosphatidylinositol phosphate biosynthetic process; intracellular signal transduction. The transcript is spliced from 2 exons. Gene Ontology annotation, cellular component: phosphatidylinositol 3-kinase complex. Gene Ontology annotation, molecular function: 1-phosphatidylinositol-3-kinase regulator activity. The record is from RefSeq and is a predicted model, not a curated record.